UGCGAAGUCCGGUUUCAAAAACAUUAACACAACAAAGCUUUCUUUUGCGGGAAAUCGACUACAAAUUUGAGCCAAUCAGGAUGGAUUUUGUUCCCUAAGCAACCAAUCAGAGAGCGAGGUUAUGCUGGUGAUGUGAUCGAGCCUCGAGGCGAAUUCGAGAAGUGAUGGUUAGAAAUUUGGAAUAUAACUUAUUGUCGAAAUAGUUGUCUUAAAAUUCGAGUCUACGGGAACGGGAUUUUGACGAAACUAUAGAAGAAUAUUAUAGGAGGCUGUAGAAUGCAAUUACAGAAUAAAUGGAUGGUGGUUCAACACAGCCCAAAUAAUCUACAUGAUUUGGAAUGCGGUCAAUGAUCCACUAUUCGGCUAUUUGCAGGACAGUUCAAAUAUUAAGAUAUUUCGAGUGAGAUCUUUGGCAGUGUUAGUUGGAGCCCCGUUAUAUGCCUUGAGUUUCCUAACACCAUGGUUUCCACUGAUCUCAGAACGGCCUGAGUGGAUGGUUGGUCUCCAUCUUCUUUUCUCACUUUGUUUCUUCGAUUCGCUGUUCACCUUCGUUUUGCUGGCUCAUUGCGCGCUAUUUACUGAAAUUUCUCCAUCAGCAAAUGACAGAGCCCAGCUACUAAAAUACAGUCAGAUAGCUUCAAUCAUGGGGUCUUCAGCUGUAUUUGUUGCCGACUAUGUGUCAAAUAGCCAAAAGAAUUUUGUCAAUUUUCAAAUACUUUGCGUCAUUGUUGCAAUAAUAAGUUGCGUUGCCAUGUGUUACGCUGGACUCAAUGUGAAAGUGGACAAAAAAUAUGAACCAGUUAUCGACGAGAAAGGGGACAAAAAAAAUGGGCCUACAUCAGUGUCUUGGUGGUCACUGACCUUUCAAAUAUGCAAACAGAAGAAUUUUGUUUGCUUUGUGAUAAUGAAUUUUCUACAGAUAUUCCACACAACUUACAGCAGUAAUUUCUUUUUAAUCUUCGCUGAAGAGCUGAUGGGUUCUCAAUUACCUCCAUUUGUCCGAAGUCUUUUGGCUGGAUCAACAUUCAUGAUACCACAGAUUAUUGGACUACUGGCAAAUCCUCUCAUUGUAAAAUACGGAUCCUAUCACAUAAUUCUGAGCUCAUUUUAUAUCAAGCUUGUAAUGGCUGUUUUGCUGUACUUGAGUGGACCAAAUCAAAUUCUUAUUUUGGCUGUUUUCUUUGUGCUUGACAAGAGUAUUCCAAGCGCGACUUUCUCCCAGUUCAAUAUGCCUCUCUCUGAUAUUAUUGACGAUGAUCUUGCGAAGCAUAAACGAAGUUCGCCAAUUUCAUCGCUUGUAUUUGGUACGAAUGCUUUGUUUACAAAACCAGCACAGUCGUUCGCGCCAAUGUUGAUUGUUGCCAUCUUAUCAAGCUACGGUUAUGACGACAAAAGCCACACGAUGAAACCAACUACUAGUCCAGGUUCAUUAUCGUCGUCUGCAGAUCUUAAAAGCGUGAUGUUCAACGUGAUGUGUUUCCUGCCAGCAAUCAUCGCCAUUUUACAAAUACUGGUGUGGAAUAGUUACACUCUCCGAGGCAGAAGAGACAAAACACCUGAGGACGAAAGGUUUGAUCUCCAAUAAGAGCAAGUAAGCUUCUAUUAAGGUAGCUCAAUAGGACAAACUAUAGGAAGGUAUAUAUUAUGGGAAGGUAUAUUUUUUCCUCUUAAAUGUUUGACAGUGUAGAAUUGUCCUUCAAUCUAGUUCAUUGCACAGAGCCCUGGGGCCGGUUGUUUAAAAGCCGGCUGCUCUUGGUUAAAGCAAAUCUUCGCAUCAUUUUUUUAAUCGCUUGUUUACAAAGUUGACGUAAAAAUCUUAAAGUAAAAAUCUUUUUCUGUAAAUAUUUUCUCGAUUUUCUCUUGAUAAUUGCAUAGAAUUUCUCGUGUUGUCUAAAGAGGCUUUUAAUUGGCAUGCAAUCUGUAAUGGUCUAUUAAACAUGCGCACUUUUAGACCCCACGUUAAAAACAUGUUGUUGACGACUAUUAACAAUUAAUUUUUCUGGUCGCUAAGAAACCAGUUGGCAAAACCCUUAGCUAAAAAUAAAAGAUGUUGAUUGCACAAUUCAGGCACUGACUUCCUUUAACUAUCAUCAUAAUUUAACAGUAAAUUUUUUAUGCAUUUUUCUCUAAACCGAGUAAGUUUCUACAGAAGUCGAACUUCUGUGGAAAUAAGGGUUUGAUGUUAAACUGAUAUUAUCAUACAGAAAUUAUACAAAAACAGUAUUUUUAAAUUUAACCCUAGUUUAGCGUGGAAGAAGGCUAUUUCGUCAAUAACUUUACAAAAUAACGAGAAAUCAAUCUUGUAUAUACAUGGUUUGGAGACUAAAUAAAAGUACAGUACA
Dendronephthya gigantea is the source of this 2342-nucleotide messenger RNA. RefSeq names its product transmembrane protein 180-like. Bases 329 to 1585 code for a protein of 418 amino acids. Lineage: Eukaryota; Metazoa; Cnidaria; Anthozoa; Malacalcyonacea; Nephtheidae. The record is from RefSeq and is a predicted model, not a curated record. The transcript is spliced from 17 exons.